AUGGCUGUGGUCCUGCCCCUUGUGCCGCAGGUUUGUGCCGUGUCAUCUUCAAGACCGAAAGUCCCGUCCCUGCGUGGGAAUGAAGUGGAGUGGAGUGGAGUGGAGUGGAGUGGAGCGGAGGAAGUGGAAGUGGAAGUGGAAAAUCCAAGUUCCUCCGAAAUGCUAUGCGGCUCUGUAUUAUUUGUUCCGCGAGACUCCCGUCCCCUUGCGAGGGGUUCGGUUACCCUAGAUCGGUUACCACAACCGAUAGCCGAUGCCGGUAUUGUACCUGCGGAACAACAGAUGCUCCGCCAGGGAUGUCCGGCAGAUCGCCCACCAAAUAUCGUCAGAGUCCGUAAAUUCCAAUUGGAAGAACUUUGA
Molecule: messenger RNA, 360 nt
Organism: Amorphotheca resinae ATCC 22711
Lineage: Eukaryota; Fungi; Ascomycota; Leotiomycetes; Helotiales; Amorphothecaceae
Exons: 1
Coding region: 1-360 (119 amino acids)
Source: RefSeq, a predicted model, not a curated record